Messenger RNA from Python bivittatus (Burmese python), 2028 nucleotides. NCBI's taxonomy places the organism in Eukaryota, Metazoa, Chordata, Lepidosauria, Squamata, Pythonidae. The record is from RefSeq and is a predicted model, not a curated record.
UCCUUGGAGAGCCGGUUGGCUUGCAGGUGGUAGAUGUUCCCUGGUGUGGCGCAGGCAAGAAAAUUUGCGCUCAUACCAGAUAUCGACCCCAACUCAGUAAUGGCCAACAUUGUGGUGAAGACCAUCUGGCAGUCCAAGGAAAUAAACGAGGCCGGAGACACACCAACAGGGACUGAGAGUCGGGCUCAGGGCAGCAAGGAGCAGCCGGGAAAGACGACCAGCAUCAAGGGCUUCCCCAAAAAGAAGAAAGCCGUCUCUUUCCACGGGUGGGAGCCCUGGGAAGGGAAAGGGUGGAGGUGGAUUGAGCCCCAUUUUACCCCUGAAAGCCCCAAUCUCAACUUGAAGCGUUCUUCGGCUUGUACUAAUGUUUCUCUCCUGAACCUAACUGAUGGGGAACGUGAUGAUUCCACCACCGAGAAUGAAUCCACAGAUGAUGGGGGCCCGCCGGGGGGAGCAGGGGGAGAAAGACAGGAUUCCCUGCUUCCCAUCAAGCCAGCUUGGUUAGAAGAUGAAGAUGAUAUUUCUAGCCAGCAGGAAGUGAGCAAUAGUGGCCUGUUGCGAGCCAAGGACUCCAUCACCAGCCUCAAGGAGAGGACACCCAAGGUCAACUGCCAUGUUCACAAUCUGCAGAGUGAGUGCUCAGUGUUGUGUGGAAACCUGGAGCGAUGCAGGCAGGAGGCUGAAGAUCUGGAAGAAUACUGUAUCCAGCUCGAGGAAAGCUGCCGAAAGGUGACAAAAUCCGUGGAGGAUGCUGAAAUUAAGACCAGUGUGCUGAAAAAAAAUUCAGCCCUCUUGGAGGAAAAGCUGCAUUACUUGCAGCGACAGGUUCAAGCAGAAGACCUUGGUCGGCAAGAGCACGAGUGGCAGUUGCUGGAACAGUGGGUGGCAAGUGGGGUCUCCAAACAACUUUUGGACUCAGCAGGCAGCACGGUGGCAACAUCCCCGAGGUCGGCCAUCUGUGAGGAGAGUGAAGUCCAGAAGUCCACUGCUGUUAUCUUGGCAUCCAUCAACAGCCUGCGAGGGGCACUGGAAAGUGGGCAGUUGCGAGCAGGCCUUGGAGAUGAGGGGGGCAUAGAUGGAAAGCCAACCAUGGCUUCCACCUUGGCUUGCCUUCCUUUGCUGGAAGAGAUCAGGAAAUGUAUGCUGGAGCUGUCCGGGCAGGCUCAGCGAGAUGAGCUGACCCAGAAGGAAGUGUUGCGGCUGCUGGCCCAGCUGGGGGUCCGCUUGGAGGGAGCACUUCCCCAGUGGGAAAGGACACAUGUGGAACAAGGCCAGACACUCAGGAUGCUGCGGGAAGAAAUGGAUGAAGUCUCUGCCACAGCAAAGCGGACAUCGGUGUCUCUCACUCAGCUCCGUGCAGACCUGGAUGGGCUCUGGCAGGUGAAACCACUCCUGGAAGAUGUAUCCCGACAUCUUGCAACACUCAGGAACAUGGAAGCACCCGAUCGGCCUCCUUCCAGUUGUGCUAGGUGUUCCAGCUACAGCAUUGUGAAUACAGAGAUGCUGCGACAGAUGGUUGAGCAUGCGAUGGCACCCGUUUUGGAGGAGUUGAAGCAGCGGGCCCCAUCAGCUGGCAUAUGCCCCAGCUGCCAGCGUUUGCAGAAGAAGAUAAUGGAUCUGGAACAGUCAGCCUUGGAGGCUCGUGCACGAACAGAAGCACUGAGUUCGAAUGUGCGUCUGGCCCAAGAUGAAGCCAUGAGAGCCAAAAACUAUCUGGAGCGGACAAGGAUCACCGUAGAGGAUAAAACUAACAGCCUGGAUUAUCUGCAGAACAAACUGAGCUCCCUCCACUCACAGCUGUCUCUGGUCUCCCAAGAAGGCGUGCCCCAGUCCCCAGCAAAUGCCAUAGCUGCUUCUGUCACCCUUAGCAAGCGGAGCUCUUGCCCUGCUGAGCUGAACCGUCACCCCCAGUAAGAGAGAGAGGUGGCCGUGGCCUGCUCUUCUUCCCCACUCACUGGAAACCAGAGGGCACUUUCAGCCUGGAGAAGGUCUUUCAUCUGAACAGAGCGGCCCUCUUUCUGGUGUGUU